This is a messenger RNA of Drepanopeziza brunnea f. sp. 'multigermtubi' MB_m1, 834 nucleotides long. The record is from RefSeq and is a predicted model, not a curated record. NCBI's taxonomy places the organism in Eukaryota, Fungi, Ascomycota, Leotiomycetes, Helotiales, Drepanopezizaceae.
AUGUCUCGAGAGUCCUACCUUCCCGAAGAUCUCCUCCCAGUUGCCCAACGACAAGAACUCCAGAGGCUGCACUUGAAGCCAAAGGUUUUGACCAAGCGACCGCCGAAGGACGCUUCAGAAGACGCGCCCAGCCAAGAAGAGCGCGACAAAACAGCCUCAGAUGUCGACCGGCUCAAGACGCGACGGGAAGCCUUGUCGGGGACGAUCUUGCCGAGAUGGGAGUCUCUCCAGACCCGUUGGAAAACGCACACGUCUCGCUUGAGAUGGGGCGGGGAGAGAGGGUGCUCCGGACACGACGAGGGACAAGGGGAGAAAAUUCGACCGUGCGAAGUUCAAGAAGGCUGUUCUGGAGCGACUCUGAGGGAGAAAAACGGCCCUGUUGGCGCAGCUUACUUGGUUCCCUGGCUUCUCAACGGAGGCGACUUAGAUUACUUGUUUGGCAUCACAGACGGAUCGGCCAUUCUAUCUGACUCCGCUGAUGCUAUCUCUUUGCAUACUAGAAUUGAAAGUGCACUGGAUAAUGCUGAGAUUGUCAUUGUGCCUAGACUUGAGGCUGGAAAAGAGACCGAGUGGGAAGUGUUCGUCACCGAUGAAUCUGAAUUGGGCGACGCAGCGUGUCUGACUGCCGAGUCCGGACAAACGAAGUGCAAGGUAUUGCUGAAACGCAAUGAGCCGGGGAGCAUGAAGUGGGUCAAGAAUCUCGAGGCAACGCCCGGACCUGAUCUUCGCAAAUCGAUGCUUAUGGCCUUAGCCCGCAAAGUGUCAGACAAGUACCCGCCACCCGGUCUCGUGGAUGCAAACACGUUUGAUGAACUGCCUUACGAUCCGCCAUGA